UGUGAACCAAGCCCAAGGCUCUCCUGUUUUGGAUGCGUUGUCAAUAGGAAUCGGACCACUUCAGUUCACUCCUUGAACGGGAAAUUGUGUGGAAUCCUGCCCUUCAAAACUUGGGAUGUUGGCUCCUUUAUUUACUUAACUAUUAAUGCCAUUGGCAUUAACCCAGUCCUGUGGCUAAACUCCAGACUAAUGUAAAUCUCAUCUAUGCCCAUGAUGAAGCAAGGGAUGAUGAAGUUACUCCUCAUCGUCAUCACAGCGCUCCUACGACUUGGCCUGGCAGGUCAUGCCCUUCCACAGCAUCCGUUUAUCACAUCAAUACAAAGGGCCGUCACUGCAGCAAACUUAACUGAUUGUUGGGUCUGUUAUAAAGUGGGUAAUAUGGAAAGCGAGGUUUCUCUGAUCCCCAUCCCAGCCCCACUAUCCCACUGGAUCAAUGAAUCCAUAUAUAGAGUGUAUUAUUCUUCCUCCUAUUCUAAAUACCAGUACCUGUGGAAAUACACAGGCCGGCCCCUCUCCCCUGAAUAUGGGAAAGGACCAAAAUACAAAGUACAUGUAAGCCGCUCCUUCCAUACUUACCAAGUUGCAGGACGUCCACAGUAUCGAAUACAACACCGGGGUCAGUAUCCCUUGUGUAUCCAAAACGACAAUGGAACCGUAUACUUGGGCGAUGUUCCUGAGGAGAGAUGUACCCAGACUCUGUGGUUUGACACUGAUGAUGGUACAUGGGAAGUGGACCCUGGAUCAAAUAGCGGAAGAAACUUCAAAUGUGGGAAGACCUCCCCGAUGACAUUCUGGGGAAAAGAGAGCUACUCCAACUUCACCAUCCUCCCCCUCAAUUACACCUCUGCUGGCUGGGAGAGUGAAACAAGGAACUAUCAUAACGACACUUUGUAUGUACUAGCUGAAGGGGGAGAGAUUGUCCACACAAGUUUCAAUAUGUCAAGUUGCCCUGGGGAAGGAUCUUUUGUCAACUUCACACUUUUAUACCAGAUGUUUGAGUUUAUACUUUGUGCCUAUAAUGACACCCCUUGUCACCAUUUGACCCACUCGUGGAAAAAUUUUGACAAGCGAUGCCCUUGGUACUUUGAAACAGGUACUAUGAUGAUACAAGGGAGGGAACGGUGGUCGCCAAAUUCCACCUGGGCCCAGUACUCUGGUAACAGACUUACUCUAUCCCUCGCACACGCUUUAGGGCUUUAUUUCAUUUGUGGUGAUUAUGCUUAUAAGGCUUUACCUCCAGGGUGGGGAGGAACUUGCACCAUAGCUUAUCUAGUCCCUGAUCUACAGAUACACAAGACCUUGACCUCCACAUCUGUCCCCAACCCCGGGAGCUUCAUCAAUCGGUUUCAUAAGCGAACCACUAAUCCUUUCGCUGAGAAACCCUCAGGAUUCCAUGCUUUCGCCCAAACCUUGUUUCCAUGGCUUGGAAUUUUGGAAAUCGAGAAGGCAAUAGUGAACAUGUCUGCGGCUGUGGAAGAAGGUUUCAGUGCCACCCUCGAAGCCAUUUCCAACCUGCGGCUAGAGGUGGACCCCCUGUCUCAGGUGGUUGUUCAGAGUCGGAUGGCGUUAGACAUGAAACGGGCACAACAAGGAGGGGUUUGUGCAUUUAUCAACACCAUGUGUUGUUUCUAUGUUGAUAAAAAGAACCAGAUAAGUCAGAAUGCUGCCAAGUGGAAAAGCUUCAUGAACACAGACCCUGAGUAGUCCUGACUCGGUGAUACUCCCAAGGAG
Molecule: messenger RNA, 1731 nt
Organism: Trichosurus vulpecula (common brushtail)
Lineage: Eukaryota; Metazoa; Chordata; Mammalia; Diprotodontia; Phalangeridae
Product: endogenous retroviral envelope protein HEMO-like
Exons: 1
Coding region: 205-1704 (499 amino acids)
Source: RefSeq, a predicted model, not a curated record